AUGUUUAGCGACCGGUUCCAGGGAAAAUUAAUGACAGUGUUUUAUAGUGUUGGCAGUAAGCCUUUGGCAAUUUGGAAAAUAGAAUCGAAAGAAGGCGAUAUCAGAACCGUCCAAGACGAACAUCUCAAAUCAAACGUUCUACAAAUAUUGUCUAAUAAUGUUACCACAUGUUCUAUAAGCACACCACCUGAUUCUGCCGCUUCCCUAGGUAUUCGUUUACCAUUUAUAGUGUUGCUUAUGAAAAACCUCAACAGAUACUUUACGUUUGAAAUAACGGUUUUGGAUAACGUUAACGUCCGCCGCCGUUUCCGAGUCAGCAACUACCAGUCUGCCACCAGAGUGAGCAUGUAUAUGUGCACUAUGCCUCUGUGUCUCAACAACGAUUGGAACCAAAUACAGUUCAACUUGGCCAACUUCACUGAGCGCACGUUUAACACCACGUACGUGGAGACCGUUCGGAUUCAGGUGCACGCCAACUGUAGGGUGCGAAGGAUAUACUUUUGCAAUCAGCUGUAUCCGGAUGAACAACUGCCGUUCGAUUACAGGAUGUUCAGUACUAAACCCCUCCGAGAAAAACCAAAAAGCAUGUUAGUGAAAAAAGUUAAAAAAGUCAAGUCCUAA
This is a messenger RNA of Adelges cooleyi (spruce gall adelgid), 621 nucleotides long. RefSeq lists its product as uncharacterized. Gene Ontology annotation, biological process: cilium assembly; positive regulation of cell motility; regulation of cilium beat frequency involved in ciliary motility. The record is from RefSeq and is a predicted model, not a curated record. Gene Ontology annotation, cellular component: ciliary basal body; motile cilium. The transcript is spliced from 3 exons. Bases 1 to 621 code for a protein of 206 amino acids. Lineage: Eukaryota; Metazoa; Arthropoda; Insecta; Hemiptera; Adelgidae.